Messenger RNA from Scheffersomyces coipomensis, 1591 nucleotides. RefSeq names its product snoRNA-binding rRNA-processing protein (gene ENP1). Gene Ontology annotation, cellular component: cytoplasm; preribosome, small subunit precursor; nucleolus. The transcript has a single exon. The record is from RefSeq and is a predicted model, not a curated record. Gene Ontology annotation, molecular function: snoRNA binding. Gene Ontology annotation, biological process: rRNA processing. The coding region runs from base 112 to 1524 and encodes 470 amino acids. Lineage: Eukaryota; Fungi; Ascomycota; Pichiomycetes; Serinales; Debaryomycetaceae.
UUAAGUUUUUUUUUGUAAGUAGAGAGAUAGCUUUAGACAUAAUUAAUAGACCUCUUCUUAUUUAUUUAUUUAUUUAUUUAUUUAUUUAUUUAUUUAUAACUGAUAUAUAUCAUGGGUAAGAUUACAGUAUCAGAAACAAGAGGGAAGCCACGUCAUAAUCCUUUGUUUAAGGAUAUUUCCACCCAAGGUGGGAAUUUAAGAUCAACCCCAAGGUCAUCGCAUGGAUCUAAUAAAGCUAAAUCAUCUAGAGCUAAUAAAAAGGAAAAUGAAGAAGAAGGAUUCCUUGAUGCUUCUGCUUCGAGAAAGAUUUUACAAUUAGCUAAGGAACAACAAGAAGAAUUAAGAGAUGAAGAAAAUGCUGAAAGACCUGCUUUUGGAAGUAGUUUCCAACCAGAAGAAGAAGAAGAUGACGAAGAAGAAGAAGAAAGCGAUGAGGAAGAUGAAGAUGAAGAAGAAUAUUCUGAUUUUGAAGUAGAAGAAGAAUACGAAGAAGAAGAAAUAGAAGUUGAUGAACAAGAUGCUGAAUUAUUCAAUAAAUACUUUCAAGCCAAUGGUGGACUUGGAGAACAAUCAAUAAAUUUAGCUGAUAAGAUUUUAGCCAAAAUUCAAGAAAGAGAAAUAGAAAUACAACAAGAACAAGAAGGUAAACCUUCUGAAGGGGUUUUAUUACCACCAAAGGUAAUCAUUGCAUAUGAAAAGAUUGGUAAGAUCUUAUCAACCUAUAGACAUGGUAAAUUACCAAAAUUAUUUAAAGUCUUACCUUCCUUAAGAAAUUGGGAAGAUGUAUUAUAUGUCACCAAUCCUGAAUCAUGGACUCCACAUGCCGUUUAUGAAGCUACCAAAUUAUUUGUAUCUAAUUUACAAGCCAAUGAAGCUCAAAAAUUCAUUCAAACUGUCUUAUUGGAAAGAUUUAGAACAUCUAUUGAAGAUUCUGAAGAUCAUGCCUUAAAUUAUCAUAUUUAUAGAGCAUUGAAAAAAUCAUUAUAUAAACCAGCUGCAUUCUUCAAAGGUUUCUUACUUCCAUUAGUUGAUUCAUAUUGUAAUGUCAGAGAAGCAACCAUUGCUGCUUCUGUAUUAGUUAAAGUUUCAGUUCCUGUAUUACAUUCUUCAGUUGUAUUAACUCAAUUAUUACAAAGAGAUUUCAGUCCUGCUACUACAGUAUUCAUUAGAGUUUUAAUCGAAAAGAAAUAUGCUUUACCAUAUCAAACUUUAGAUGAAUUAGUAUUUUACUUUAUGAGAUUCAGAAAUGCAAGUCAACCACAAAGUCAUGAUUCAAUGGAUGUUGAAUCUAAAGAUAAAAAGGGUCCACAAUUACCAGUCGUCUGGCAUAAAGCUUUCUUAGCAUUUGCUCAACGUUAUAAAAACGAUAUAACAGAUGAUCAAAGAGAUUUCUUACUUGAAACUGUUAGACAAAGAUUCCAUCAUGGUAUUGGACCAGAAAUUAGAAGAGAAUUACUUGCUGGUAAAGCAAGAUUAACUUCUGAACUGGCUCCUAAGGAAGCUAUUAUGGUUGAUGCAUUUUAAAAUUAAAAAUUAAAAAUUAAAAAUUAAAAAGUAAAAAUGGGUCUUUUGUAUAUUAGAGGAUUAAUAA